GAACGGCUGGGCCUAUUCUUCGGGUGCCUUGUGCCGCGCCACCUUUCCGCCGGCGUCAGCUGAGUACCUUGACGAAACUCUAGAACCUAAUCGCAAGUCACAGAUCCUGGACGUCUUGUGGAGAUCAGGGCGCCAAGGGGUGGACGAAGAGGAGGAGGAGGUUCAGAUCUUGGAAAGGCCAGCUGCAAAAGCUCGCCCAACUCCGAAAGCAUCGGAACCGGUUCAGAUCUUGGCGAGGCCAGCUGCAAAAGCUCGACCAACUUCGAAAGCAUCAGGACCAGUCGAUUACCCAACAGGCUCAUCAUCGUCAUCUGUUGUGCCAGAGGCAAAAUCUAGUGUAACAAAUCAGCUAGGAGCUCGUGCGAAGCCAGCUGCGAAGGCAAUCGAGAGAAUCUUGAGGCCUCGACUUUAUCUUCCGGACACGGUGGUUUGGUUCGAUCGCGGCAACAAGGCUGAAGACAUUGGCUCUGGCCCGGAUCCUGUGGGAGUGAACUUCAAGGAGGUUUCAAACUACAGUGCAUAUCGACUGAGGGGACUUGGAACGACACAUUCCCGCAAGACUCCAUUGCGUUUUUGCAACGUCUUAAAGGGGCGGCUGGGCAGACGUGGGGUCAUCGAGACGCUUUGUCAAUCGUGA
Messenger RNA from Cladocopium goreaui, 637 nucleotides. The record is from the annotation of a GenBank genome assembly. NCBI's taxonomy places the organism in Eukaryota, Dinophyceae, Suessiales, Symbiodiniaceae.